Fusarium poae is the source of this 510-nucleotide messenger RNA. RefSeq lists its product as uncharacterized. Lineage: Eukaryota; Fungi; Ascomycota; Sordariomycetes; Hypocreales; Nectriaceae. The record is from RefSeq and is a predicted model, not a curated record. The coding region runs from base 1 to 510 and encodes 169 amino acids. The transcript has 2 exons.
AUGUUGCUGCCAGGCGGUGGCUUCUUUACUUCAACUGACCACUUCAGUCACCUGUUCUGCGACAAACCAGCAUUAGAACCCGAAGUUGCGACUUGGAAGGGACAGUUGUGCCGUCGUCUCUUUCAAGGACUAAUUGUUGCUCGUCCGAAGCAAUUUGUCAAACUGCCCCCAAAGCAGGAGAUCGAUUACCCAUACAAUUCAACAAAGAGGAUGUGGAAUCUUCGCGUCAUCUCCAGGGUAUGGGAGGCAAGGUACUUUCAGAGACAAAAACAGCAGACUCAAUACCCAGUAAAGCAGAUUGAACUAUUCUUAAAGGCCAUGGGACAGAUAACCGAGGCCGAGCGGCUGGCAUCUGCCCUCUUCUCUAUUGGUAGGCCUAACCCACUGCCCGAAAGAGAAAUCCAAACUUCCAUCGAGUCCUUUCGACAGCCCAACACCCCACUUGCAGAUACAGGCCAUCACAACGAAGACGAUGAGCUAGACAUCCGAAGACACUACUGCACCCGCUGA